Molecule: messenger RNA, 950 nt
Organism: Penaeus vannamei (Pacific white shrimp)
Lineage: Eukaryota; Metazoa; Arthropoda; Malacostraca; Decapoda; Penaeidae
Source: RefSeq, a predicted model, not a curated record
GGGCUUUGCUGUUAAGGAGCAAGUUCCUCCCCGUAAUUGUCUUUCUGGUUGCUGUGAUCGCAGGCAGAUGGAUCCGUUCACAGCCACCCAACGUAAACUGGGUUUCGCACAGUGUUUCGGCGCUUGAUGAAGCCUAACAGUGGGUGGACGAGGAAGCACCAGUGCUCAAGAUGACAGAAAGACCCAGGCAGACGCUAAAACAAGAAAAAGAGAAAAAACGGAAAAAGAGGAAAGAUCAAGCCGAUGACAGACCAAGGUUUGAUGAGCGAGCACCAAGGUUUGAUGAGCGAGCACCAAGGCUUGAUGAGCGAGCACCAAGGUUUGAUGAGCGAGCACCAAGGUUUGAUGAGCGAGCACCAAGGUUUGAUGAGCGAGCACCAAGGCUUGAUGAGCGAGCACCAAGGCUUGAUGAGCGAGCACCAAGGCUUGAUGAGCGAGCACCAAGGCUUGAUGAGCGAGCACCAAGGUUUGAUGCCGAACAGUGGGUGGAGGAGCAAGCACCAGUGCUUGAUGAAGCCGAACAGUGGGUGGAGGAGCAAGUACCUGAUGAUGCCGAACAGUGGGUGGAGGAGCAAGCACCAGUGCUUGAUGAAGCCGAACAGUGGGUGGAGGAGCAAGCACCAGUGCUUGAUGAAGCCGAACAGUGGGUGGAGGAGCAAGCACCAGUGCUUGAUGAAGCCGAACAGUGGGUGGAGGAGCAAGUACCUGAUGAUGCCGAACAGUGGGUGGAGGAGCAAGCACCAGUGCUUGAUGAAGCCGAACAGUGGGUGGAGGAGCAAGCACCAGUGCUUGAUGAAGCCGAACAGUGGGUGGAGGAGCAAGCACCAGUGCUUGAUGAAGCCGAACAGUGGGUGGAGGAGCAAGCACCAGUGCUUGAUGAAGCGAACAGUGGGUGGAGGAGCAAGCACCAGUGCUUGAUGAAGCCGAACAGUGGGUGGAGGAGCAAGUGA